AUGGCCUCUGUCCUCCGCCUCGCUCGUCCCGCGGCUAUGCGCCUCGCUGCCCGCUCGACUCCCAUGGCUGCCCGCCCUAUCGUCCGCAGCUUCACCACCUCUCGUCUGAACCUCGAGAAACUGUACACCAAGGACCACGAAUGGAUUGAGAUGUCGGCCGACCGCAAAACGGCCGUCAUUGGUAUCACCGAGUACGCCGCCGAGCAGCUCGGCGACGUCGUCUACGUCGAGCUCCCCGUGGAGACGGACGACUUCAUCGAGCAGGGUGACGCCUUUGGCGCCGUCGAGUCGGUCAAGUCAGCCAGCGACAUCAACGCCCCCGUCCGCUGCAGGGUCACUGAAGGAAACAAGCUUCUCGAGGAGAAGCCCUCCACCAUCAACAAGGUCCCUGAAGACGACUCCAACAACGGAGGCUGGAUCGUCAAGGUCGAGCUCGACGAGUCGGGCGCUAACCAGGCCGACGAGCUCAUGAAUGCUCAGGCCUACAAGGACUUUACCGACUCGGAGUAA
Beauveria bassiana ARSEF 2860 is the source of this 510-nucleotide messenger RNA. Its product is annotated as glycine cleavage H-protein. The coding region runs from base 1 to 510 and encodes 169 amino acids. The record is from RefSeq and is a predicted model, not a curated record. The transcript has 2 exons. Lineage: Eukaryota; Fungi; Ascomycota; Sordariomycetes; Hypocreales; Cordycipitaceae. Gene Ontology annotation, biological process: protein lipoylation; glycine decarboxylation via glycine cleavage system. Gene Ontology annotation, cellular component: mitochondrion; cytoplasm; glycine cleavage complex.